Prosopis cineraria is the source of this 1144-nucleotide messenger RNA. Its product is annotated as peroxidase P7. NCBI's taxonomy places the organism in Eukaryota, Viridiplantae, Streptophyta, Magnoliopsida, Fabales, Fabaceae. Gene Ontology annotation, molecular function: peroxidase activity; heme binding. Bases 63 to 1025 code for a protein of 320 amino acids. The transcript is spliced from 4 exons. The record is from RefSeq and is a predicted model, not a curated record. Gene Ontology annotation, biological process: hydrogen peroxide catabolic process; response to oxidative stress.
CAUACAUCAAGCACUCAAGCAUAUAUAUCAACGUACAGUAAGAUUAGAGGGAUUUAGAAAGAAUGGCUUCGUCAUCGUCCACGAGUAUAGGUGUGAGUCUGCUGGUGCUUCUCCUGCUGGGGAGUGCAGAUGCACAGCUUUCUACAAACUUCUAUUCUAGUUCUUGCCCUAGACUACUUUCCACUGUCAAGUCCUCCGUGCAGUCCGCCAUUUCGAAGGAAGCCCGCAUGGGUGCUUCUCUCCUUCGUUUGUUCUUCCACGACUGCUUCGUCAAUGGAUGUGACGGUUCGAUUCUUCUGGACGACACGUCAAGCUUCACCGGCGAGAAGAACGCGAACCCCAACAGGAACUCGGCUCGAGGAUUUGACGUCAUCGACAAUGUCAAGUCGGCGGUGGAGCAAGUGUGCCCCGGCGUCGUCUCCUGCGCUGACAUCCUCGCCAUCGCGGCCAGAGAUUCCGUCACCAUCCUUGGAGGCCCAACAUGGAACGUAAAACUGGGAAGAAGAGACGCGAAAACUGCAAGCCUUUCUGCUGCAAAUACCGGCAUUCCUGCCCCCACUUCCAGCCUCUCCCAGCUCAUCUCUAGAUUCUCCGCUCUCGGCCUUUCCUCCAAAGACUUGGUCGCCUUGUCCGGGGCUCACACAAUCGGACAGGCGAGGUGCACAAGUUUCAGGGCCCGAAUCUAUAACGAGAGCAACAUAGACAGCUCCUUCGCUAAGACGAGGCAAUCGAGUUGCCCGAGCACGUCGGGCUCGGGAGACAACAAUCUGGCUCCUCUGGAUCUGCAGACUCCCACGGCUUUCGACAACAAUUACUUCAAGAACCUGCUUCAGAAGAAGGGCCUCCUCCACUCCGACCAGCAGCUCUUCAAUGGAGGCUCCACCGACUCCACCGUGCGGGGCUACAGCAGCAACCCCAGCUCCUUCGCUUCUGAUUUUGCCGCCGCCAUGAUCAAGAUGGGAGACGUCAGUCCCCUCACCGGCUCCAACGGUGAGAUCAGGAAGAAUUGUAGGAAGGUCAACUAAUUAUUUAUAUUCCCACUCCUCUCCUCAGAUAUAUCUUGUUAUUUUUCUUUUUUUCAAUUUUGCUCUGUUUUUCUGCUUUUGUGUAAUCCCUAUUUUGCGUCUUCAGAUGUAUAACGGCA